UCAUCCUCAUCCUCAUCCUCAUCAUUACUCUACUUGACCGAAGACAUCAUGAAGCACGAGAAGAACAUCCCACCCGAGCACCAUACCCAUAGGACUGGCGAGUGGCUGCCUCAUGACCACCGAGCACACCGGGAAUGGUUGGCUGGAGUCAUCGAGCAUGUCGACCAGAAUCCCAAAGAUCUACAUCCCGUGGUACUGGAAUUCAAGGAUCUAAUCGAGAAGAAUACACGCGUCUGGCUACUCUUUUCCUCCAUGUUUGAUCAGAUUCCCAACAAAGCACCCUACAAGAACGACCCUCAAGGUGGCGGGCAUCCGACAGUCCGGGAUCAUAUCCACAUGCUUCAAGUCAUCAACCACAUCCUGACAACGGCGCCUUCCUGGAACGACAAGUCCGAGAGAGUUGGCUUGGUGGGACUGCCGUUCAACGCGCUCUUCGACUGGCCCAUGGGCACUAAGAGUGGCUUUGCCGCCUUUCUCGAUCCUCAGGUCAAUGCCAUGCUGAAGAAGAUCCUCAACGCCUGGGCCGAGUUCCUCGGUUCGCCAGACUCAGCGUACGUGUUGAAGAGAGAUGCGAAGGGCAGCUGGUUCAGUCCGCACGGUCACGACGAGCUCCAAUUCACGGCGAAUUUAGGCAAGACAAACUACAAAUUCGAAGAAAUGUUUCACUGCGACCCGUCAGAUCCGCAUAUGGGCUACAAGUCAUGGGAUGAGUUCUUCACCCGGCAUUUCAAGGAAGAAGUGCGACCUGUUGCGAGUCCCGAUGAUGACAACGUGAUUGCCAAUGCGUGCGAAUCCAAGACGUACAAGGUGGCGCGGGAUGUGAAGCGGCGAGACAAGUUCUGGCUCAAGGGACAACCGUACUCGGUCGUGGACAUGCUGGCUCAAGAUCCGCUCGCCGAUCAGUUUGUGGGGGGAACAGUGUAUCAGGCGUUCCUGAGUGCGCUGAGCUAUCACCGUUGGCACGCGCCUGUCUCAGGGAAACUGGUCAAGGCAUAUGUUGUGGAUGGCACAUACUAUUCGGAGCCGCUCUUUGAGGAUUUUGGGCCCAACAAGUCGGCUGAUCCUGAAGGUGAAGUCACCAGUCAAGGAUAUUUGACGGCAACUGCGACCCGAGCGAUCAUGUUUUUCGAGGCGGACAAUCCUGCGAUCGGAUUGAUGGCGUUCCUGGGCAUUGGUAUGUGCGAAGUGUCGACUUGCGAGAUGACGGUCAAGGAGGGGCAGCAUGUCAAGAAGGGGGAUGAAAUUGGCAUGUUCCAUUUCGGAGGUUCGACUCAUUGCUUGAUGUUCAGAAAAGGAGUCGAGGUGGAGGGAUUCCCUGAGCCACACCCCGAGCACAACAUUCCUGUGAGAAGCGAGGUGGCUCGAGUCAAGUCGACAUAGGUGGCACAGAAUGAAGUUGAGGUUGACCUAAAGGUGUUGAGCUUUCGUUAGCGAGUCUGGGCAGCUCGGCACGAACAGGGAGAGCUCACUGACAGCAGAAUCACGUGAAAGAUCAGAUCACGUGAAAGCCAAGUAUGAUGAUGUCAAUUCAAAUAGAGACUAGUUUCUUUUGUCGGCGCGAAGAUUUUGG
This is a messenger RNA of Exophiala xenobiotica, 1570 nucleotides long. RefSeq names its product phosphatidylserine decarboxylase. The transcript is spliced from 2 exons. NCBI's taxonomy places the organism in Eukaryota, Fungi, Ascomycota, Eurotiomycetes, Chaetothyriales, Herpotrichiellaceae. Gene Ontology annotation, biological process: phosphatidylethanolamine biosynthetic process. Bases 49 to 1380 code for a protein of 443 amino acids. Gene Ontology annotation, cellular component: mitochondrion. Gene Ontology annotation, molecular function: phosphatidylserine decarboxylase activity. The record is from RefSeq and is a predicted model, not a curated record.